Messenger RNA from Fusarium oxysporum Fo47, 2505 nucleotides. Its product is annotated as glycoside hydrolase superfamily. The record is from RefSeq and is a predicted model, not a curated record. NCBI's taxonomy places the organism in Eukaryota, Fungi, Ascomycota, Sordariomycetes, Hypocreales, Nectriaceae. Gene Ontology annotation, biological process: glucan catabolic process. The coding region runs from base 19 to 2505 and encodes 828 amino acids. Gene Ontology annotation, molecular function: beta-glucosidase activity. The transcript has 4 exons.
CGAACCAAUCUUCCCGCGAUGACCCUUGUAAAAGCCCAACCUCCCCUUAAUAACGGGCACGUCAGAAAUGAGGCUAAAGAAUGGGCGCAAGAUAAGAUUUCGCAAAUGACUCUUGAAGAAAAGGUCCUUUUGCUCACCGGCGAAGACCUGUGGAGGACCAACGCAAUACCUCGUCUUGGAAUCUCCAGAAUCAAGACCUCAGACGGACCUGUCGGUGUUCGUGGGGGCAUAUUUACAGACGGAGUCAGCGCUGCUUCAGCGCCUACCGGAACACCGCUCGGCGGCCGCAACUUCGAAGCCUACAGCGAGGAUCCCUACCUGACCGGCAAAAUCGCCGGUGAGUUCAUCAAUCAUCUCCAAGAUGCAGGUAUUGGCGCUUGUAUUAAGCAUCUUGCCGCAAAUGACCAAGAAACGCGGCGCUUCUUCAUCGAUGAGAAGAUUCCGGACCGAGCUCUGCGCGAAAUUGCCCUGCAGCCGUUCCAGAUUGCUAUUCGUGAUAGUAACCCUUGGACGGUUAUGACUGCUUAUAACAAGAUCAAUGGGACGUUCUGCUCCGCUCAUGACUUUUUGAUUCAGGAUGUUCUUCGUAAGGAAUGGGGUUGGGAUGGUCUCGUGAUGAGUGAUUGGUUUGGCACGAAUAGUGUUGUUCCAUCUGUCAAGGCAGGGCUUGAUCUUGAAAUGCCAGGCCCUGUGCGGCGAAGAGGCAAACAUCUCAUCGAUGCGUACCAGAAAGGUCUUGUUGAUCUAUCCUUCAUCGAUGCAUCUGCUUCCAGAGUCCUUGAGCUCGUACAUAAAGUCGGAAAGAGCAAUAUUCCUGAUUGGAAGGAAGGCAAAGAGAAGGCAGACGAUCUUCCUGAACACCGGGCGAUUUUUCGUCGAGCUGGCGCUGAAGGCAUCGUUCUGCUCAAGAAUUCUGCCAAACUUCUUCCUCUGUCUAACUUGGAUGGGAGAAGAAUCGCUAUUCUCGGCCCCAAUGCUCUUCGGUCCGUAGCUACAGGUGGAGGCAGCUCUAACCUCGCACCUCACUAUCGAACAACACCUUACCAAUCGAUCAAGUCCGAAAUAGCCGCCAAAUUCCCGACAGCCAAAGUCCAUGCCCAUGCAGGUAUCCUCACCCAUCGGUACAUUCCGCUCGUGGAUCAGAAUGUCAUGACGAAUCCAGAGACUGGGAAGCCUGGCUUUCAACUGUGUCUGUACCGCAACAUGAACCACGGUGGCCAGCCUUUCAUGGUUGAACACAGACCUAGUUCCAACUUGGUCUGCUAUGAUGGGCUUCCUCCAGAGUUGACGACUGGUGAGAGAUACUCGUAUAGAGGACGAACUGUACUCAAGCCAAAGACCACUGGCCUCCAUGAGUUUUCCCUGUCUUCAUGUGGGCCGGGAAAGCUAAUGCUCGAUGGAGAGGUCAUCAUUGAUAUCGAGCGACACUGGUGGUCUCCCAAAUCUUCUUUGUUCAUGAGCUACGGUUCUCCUGAGAAGAGGGUCAAGGUGUACAUGGAAGCGGGGCGAGAGUACGAACUGCUACUUGAGUCCAUAAGUCGAGAGCCUAAGCCAUACAAUCUUGAUUACAUGGCCGAACUUGAACGCGAGGAGGUUCAAGAUGGCGGUCGUGUUGGAUUCAUGGAGAACCCCGGGGAUCUAGAUAGGUUCUUCCAGGACGGUAUUGGCAUGGCUCGUGAUAGCGAUGUUGCGAUUGUCGUGGUGGGCAAGGACCAUGAGUGGGAAACGGAGACCAGUGAUAUGGUAUCAAUGGACUUGCCCGGGCGAUCAAACGAGUUCAUCAGCGCCGUCGCUGCAGCCAACCCAAACACCAUCGUGGUUAACCAGACAGGCAGCCCUAUCACCAUGCCCUGGAAAGAUAAAGUCUCUGCCAUAAUUCAGGCUUGGUAUCAAGGACAGGAGCAGGGCAAUUGUCUUGCAGACGUGCUUUUGGGUACAGUAAACCCCAGUGGAAAGCUACCCAUCACCUUUCCCAAGCGCAUCGAAGAUACACCACCCUACGAUAAUUAUCCUGGUAAGAAUGACGUGGUUUAUUACGGGGAGGGUAUAUACGCAGGCUAUCGAUUCUAUGACCAUCGUAAGAUCGAGCCUCUUUUCCCCUUCGGUACAGGGUUGUCAUACACCACCUUUGAGUACAGCAACAUGCGCAUCAGCGGCAAUGAGUUUCAUGAAGAAGCGGGUAUUGAAGUUGAGGUAGAUGUCACCAACAUUGGACCGAGGGAUGGAAAGGAGAUCGUCCAGUUCUAUGUUGGGCAGAUUAAUCCGAGACUCCAUCGACCAGUGAGGGAGCUGAAGGGCUGGGAGAAGAUCUUUGUCCCUGUGGGUCAGACUGUCACUGCUCGUAUGAAGAUUGACAAGGUCAGUCUGUCAUACUGGGAUGAUAGCGUUGCUAAGUGGGUGAUUGAGAAAGAUGCCGAGUAUCGUGUGACCGCGGCCAAAGACUCGAGUGACGAGGGGUUGACGGCAGCUUUCCGGUCUCCCAAGGAGUACCAAUGGGUCAACUAG